GAUGGACGCCGAUUAUCUAGCGAAAUCGCAUACUAUUUGUUGCAACGUGUAUAGAAAGCCCUUUAAAUUGCUGCCGUUUGGACUGUCUUUUAUCAUGGUCGUUGCGUCAUGGCUGUACAUUACUGCCGAAGAAAAAAGUUGACGUCUGUCUGUGUCUGUCUGUGGUGCUGUAUGAAUAAUUGAAUUUAUUGACUGCGAGCGACCGUUUCCCCGUUCUUGCUCACUCGCUUUAUUGCCUGUGUUUGAUAUUCUUACUGGCCAUCAAAUUACAGUUGGCAGUAUUAAUUUUAUAGAAAAUCAUGAUAGUCUAGUGUUGAGAUUGCAUGUGAAAAGUGCGUGAUUCGUCCAAAAUGUCUUUUUCAUUUGGCACUCCAUCAAGUGCACCAGCUUCAUCAGGUCUCUCUUCAGGAUUCAGUUUCGGCGCUGCCAAGCCCGCAACACCGGGCUUCGGUUUCGGAAGCACUGCCACGACGUCAGCGCCUGCUUUCGGCGCAGCGACCGCUUUCGGGGCCUCAACAACUGGUUUUGGGGGUAACACGAGCACUCCUGCGUUUGGGGCGGGGGCGACUUCCACUCCCGCCUUCGGGGCCAGCUCCGGAUUUGGAGCGUCAGCAACGCCUGCCUUUGGAGCUUCUACGACUCCUGCAUUUGGUGCAACUUCCACAGCACCGACAUUUGGUGCGGCAACAGCAACACCUGCUUUUGGAGCUACUUCGACUGCACCUGCUUUCGGAUCUACAUCUGCUGCGCCUGCCUUUGGAUCAACUACUACACCUGCUUUUGGAGCUACUGCAACCCCUGCUUUUGGAGCCACAACUACUCCAGCUUUUGGAGCGACCUCUCAGCCUGCAUUUGGGGCUACAACCACACCAGCCUUCGGCCAAACUAGUGCUCCAUCUUUUGGGGGUGGAUUGGGCACUGGUGGCCUGAACUUUGGGGCUGGGACCAGCACUGCUUCCACUGGACUAAGUUUCGGCACACCGGCUACCGCGGCAAACACAGGCCUCGGAGGACUGGGGGGCUUUGGUUUUGGGGCUGCAGCUACUACUCAGAGCGGUUUUGGAUUUGGAGCCACAACGAGCACAACUAACAGUUUAUUUGGUGCCAAAUUAGGGGCGACCACUGCCUCAGGACUACAAACAUCUACUACAGCGACACCCAGUCUUGGUUUAGGCGGAUUAUCGCAAAGUGGCAUUGGGACUGCGAACACGACCACAGGCGAUGGAAAAAGUGAACCGCCAAAACAGACCAAGCUGCCAAAUGAAUUAUUAACUGACGUAGAGUCAUUCAAAGAAUUUGUGAAGAAGCAAAAAUCACUCAGCUCAGACAUCAUGAGAGUGUCAAUCAAGCCAUUGCACAAGGUGUCGAGUACGGCGGAGAGCACGCUGCGGCAGGCGCUGUCGCUGAGCGGCGAGCUGGGGCGCGCGCGCGCGGUGUCGGCGCGCCUGCGGGCCUCCGCCGCCGCCGCGCUCGCGCACACCGAGACCACGGCCCGGGACGCGCUCGGCACAGAGUUAGAAGGCGUGGCGCCACCGGCGUACAUCAAAGAGCUGAUCACAGAGCUGGAGCAGCAGAUAGUUACGUUCCGUCGGCAGAUGGAGGUCGCCGAUAAGCAAAUGCAGUCGUCGCCCAAACUGCUUACUGAACAAGAGUUAAAUCUCGGCAUAAGACGCAUGCACGAGUCCCUAGUAGCGCUGGCGGGUCGUUUACAAGCAGUACACACGCAAGUCGAGGCGCAGAAGGAGCAGUACUUGAACCUGAGGAAAUACGUGCUCAAAGAUUCCACUGAUGUCUUCAAUUCUGUGUCAGCCAGUCACAGUCUAGAUCAGAUUCUGCGUGACGCAGAAGGCACGAGAAAGAAGACUAAGUCAGGACUAAAUGACAGCCUAGGUCGUGCCGUGCUGUCUGACCCUAGAGCCGCUUUAGGUAGCAUAGCUCAGCUAGCGGGACCCACGCCAUUCAGUUACCUGGGCAAUUCAUUUUCCCCGUUCCCUGGAGCUGAUAACAGUGGAGGCAGCAGCUGGCAGCCGGGCGCGGCGCCGACGCGGGCCGCCGCCGCCGCCGCGCCGGCCGCGCCCGCCGAGCCCGGCGCCGGCGCCGGCUUCCAGCUGCAGAAGCCGCCCGGCAAGCGCGGCAAGCAAUGAUAUUGGCGGUAACCGGGGCUGACGGACCGACGCGGCCCUGUGCUAAAUUAACCUGAAUAUAUACUAGCUCAAAAUACCAUUAAAACAAUUUGGCAUUCUCGACUUUUAACUGAAGAAACUGCCCGGAUAAUGUGAACAGGGCUUAGGACUGACGUGGCCCUGUGGCAAAUAAACCUGAUUAAAGACUAGGUAGCUCAAAAUAAAGUCAACCUGUUAAAACUGUCGACAUUCACCGAAACCGGCUCCGACUUCUGAAGAUACCCGGAAAAUGUAACAAGCGAGGCGGUACCCCGGGCUUAGAACUGACAUAGCCCUGUGGUAAAUAAUCUUGAAAAUAGACUAGUUCAGAAUACCAACUCAACUUGUGAAAACUAUAUAACGCCGAUAGGCCGUUGCGGCGUGCUCGCCGAAACCAACAUCGACUAACAGAAGAUGUAAGAAGCGAUAGCCGCCGUAGCCGUAGCCGAUAUGUAGCCGCCGUGAAGGUCAGAAUCUCGACGACUCAAAUAAAACUUCGAUUGAUAAUAAAGUGAAGUAUAAUCUUCCAAAAGGUACUGGCUUAGGGUUCUUGCCAAAACUAGAAAGUGGGUGUUGAUAGUAUGGUCAAAGUCCACUUCCACGAUGAAACCGUUGUUGGUCCUUCGCAGCCUUCAAGAAAAGGGCAGACUUGACCAACAACGGGUUCAUCGUGGAAGUGGACUUUGACCAUACUAUCAACACCCACUUUCUACAGUUAACCGUUUUGGCAAGAACCUUGUAAAGCAGUACCUUUACGGGUAACGGGUAGUAGUAAAGACUUAUGGAUUUAUAUUCGUGUCAUUCACAAAGACGCGUGCCUUAACUCGUACUUUCAUGUUAUUAAAGAUUAGAUUUGAUAAAUCUGCGCGUCAACGUAGAUGACACGAACUAUAUUCAUAAACGCGCUACAAGCCUCAAUUAGCUAUUAAUGGUUUGUCUUUAUGGCUUUGUAAGAAAGGGAUCAAACGUAAGUUAACUAAUUGAUGCUUUUAAAGUUUUAUAAAUGAAUUCGCGUACGCAUUAUAUAGUUCAGUCAACGGACUCUUCACUUUAUCCGUCGGAGACAUGAUUAUUCAUUGAUAUGCCGACAAUUUAGUAAUACUAUUUGGAGGACUUAAGAAUUCUACAUAGUGAAGUUCGCUGUGUGUAGUUUAUAGUAAUAAUUAUCUUAUUUGUAACACAUUCACUGUCGGCAGCCCGCUAGGUGGGUUCUCUGUUCGUAGGCGUUUUUCGCUACAUACGGUCGUGCUGGCACUGAAUGUGUUAAUUAUUGUGUUCAUAACAAAUGUACCAAAUAAGUAAACGUGAGUUUAAACGUUUCAUAUUUAGACGCUUUUGGAAUAACACGUUGCCAGUCUGGUUGUACCAACCACAGUCGAACAACUGAUUAUGUUUGUAUAAAAAAUAUAUAAGGUUUUCCAUCGAUAUUACCCUUCUGCUGUGAUAGCACGGUCGCCUUUUUUGCCGUCAUGUCAUGCGUCACUUUCGCACUUAAAUACUUGUUAGAACGUGACAGGCAUGCUAACAGACGACAAAGAGGCGACCAUCUUAGCCCUACUGAUUGCAUAAUUAGUAUCUUGUAAAUAUGUGGAAUGUAGAAGGCUGCGUAAUUUUUAUAAAAUGUACGUUACGUCUCGGGGGACGAACACUAAAGUGAUUUUUAUUAUUAAAUUUAUUAAUGCAUAUUUAUACAUGUGCUCAUUGAAAAUUCUCUAUUACUGUAAAGAAGUUCAAUAUCAUUUCUGGUAUCGACGUAUCGAGCCUCUUCAUAUCAUAAACUUUAUUAAUAAAGCACACGUAUACAUAUGGAGUUAGUAAAACCAUUAGCAUAAAACACUUGCAUACCUCUUUGUAUGCGGAGCUAAGCUAAUAACUUUGCUGACUGUAUAUCCUACACAAUAUGUUAUGUAAAACAGUAAGACCGACAGUAACCAAUGGCAAUGUUAAUGUCAAAGCCAUGGCUGUAAUAUAAAUUUGUUACAACUCUUAAUUUAUGUGAAUCGGAAAUAUACAAAAUAAUUGUUAAUUUUA
Molecule: messenger RNA, 4193 nt
Organism: Cydia pomonella (codling moth)
Lineage: Eukaryota; Metazoa; Arthropoda; Insecta; Lepidoptera; Tortricidae
Gene: Nup58
Product: nuclear pore complex protein Nup58-like
Exons: 13
Coding region: 351-2144 (597 amino acids)
Biological process (GO): nucleocytoplasmic transport
Cellular component (GO): nuclear pore
Molecular function (GO): structural constituent of nuclear pore
Source: RefSeq, a predicted model, not a curated record